Messenger RNA from Prorocentrum cordatum, 912 nucleotides. Lineage: Eukaryota; Dinophyceae; Prorocentrales; Prorocentraceae. The record is from the annotation of a GenBank genome assembly.
AUGUCUCAGGACGAGAAGCAGGCCACCAAGCUGUUCGAGAGGACCACGCCCGGCGUGGUCUCGAUCUCGAAGGAUCCCGCGCCGGCCCAGGCGGCGACCAUCAGCGGCGACGAGGGCUCCGUUGGCUCCAUCCAGGGCAGCGGCUUCGUGUGGGACGACAGCCACGUGGUCACGAACUCCCACGUCAUCCAGGGCAUCAGCAAGCCCUACGUCACCUUCCUCACCUCCGACCCGCGGACGGGGAAGGUCCGGCGCACCACGCUGGACGCGGUCGUCGUCGGCUCCGACACCGUCAGCGACGUGGCAGUGCUGCGGGUGGAGCCCCGCGGCCGGGGCCAGGCCGACGGCGUGCCUCCGGACCUGAUGCAGGCCCUGCCGCGCGGGACCUCCAGCAACCUGCUGGUCGGGCAGAACGUCUUCGCGUUCGGCAACCCGUUCGGCCUGGAGCACAGCCUGAGCCGCGGCAUCAUCAGCGGCGUGUCGCGCAAGAUGGAGGGCGCCGGAGGCCGGCCCAUCAGCGGCGUGAUCCAGACGGACAGAAACGUGGACAGCAUCAUCGCGAAGGGCUUCGUGCGGCGGCCCGUUCUGGGCAUCGUCUUCGCCCCCGACGUGAUGUCCGAGGAGCUGCAGCUGCCCGGCAUCAUGGUCAUGAAGGUCGUCCCCGGGGGGCCUGCGGACCUGGCGGGCGUGCGGCCCAUGCGGGGCGGCCGCCUCGGCGACGUGGUCCUGGGCAUGGAGGGCCGGCGGGUCUCCUCCACGGACGACCUCUUCGGCGUGCUGGAGCAGAAGAAGCCGGGGGACACGAUCUCGCUGACGGUGCAGCGCGCCACGACCGACGUGGAGAGCGACAGGACCGAGGAGAAGGUCCUGACAGUGACGCUCGGCGCCGCGGACGCCCCCAAGGCGUCCUGA